Etheostoma cragini (Arkansas darter) is the source of this 1340-nucleotide messenger RNA. It is a transcript of the gene fam219aa, whose product is annotated as family with sequence similarity 219 member Aa. The transcript has 6 exons. Bases 204 to 770 code for a protein of 188 amino acids. Lineage: Eukaryota; Metazoa; Chordata; Actinopteri; Perciformes; Percidae. The record is from RefSeq and is a predicted model, not a curated record.
UCAUGAACACUCAAUAGACCCGGAAGUGGGGCGGUACUGCUGUUUUGCUGUCGAGUCACCUCUGUUAGGAUGGAGGAAAACGAGCUGCUAUCAUGCUGAAAAACGAAGGAUCCAGACAACCAAGCAUCAUCAACCAGGAUAUUUGGGCAUAAGUCACCGUUUAUCUUGACUGCUGUAUUGUUUUUUUGUAACGCUUUGCCAAAAUGAUGGAAGAAAUAGACCGGUUCCAAGUACCUCCAGUCAACGGAGAGACACAGCCUUUGGAUCCAGCGGCAUCCUCCACCUCAGAGACAGACCCUGAAACCAAGGGAGAGACCAUGGCCAUGAACUACAAGCCCUCACCACUGCAAGUCCAAAUAGAGAAACAGAGGGACCUUGCCAGGAAGGGAUCAGUGAAGAAUGGCACUGUGGGCAGUCCUGUCAAUCAACAACCCAAGAAGAAUUCCAGGACAAGGUUGGUGGUACCAAACAAAGGCUACUCCUCUUUAGACCAGAACCCAGAUGAGAAGCCCCUGGUAGCACUGGACACUGACAGUGAUGAUGACUUCGACAUGUCCAGAUACUCUUCAUCAGGAUACUCCUCAGCCGAGGUGAGAUGUCUGAGGGACCAGCAGAUCAACCAGGACCUGAACAUCCAGCUCCUGAAGGAUGGGUACCGGCUCGAUGAGAUCCCGGAUGACGAGGACCUGGAUCUGAUCCCCCCCAAAGCAGUCAACCCCACCUGCAUGUGCUGCCAGGCUGCUCCCUCCACAGCCUGUCAAAUUCAGUAGCAACCACCCCCCCCCACCCCACCACCACCCCGCCAAAAAAAAAAAAAAAGCAACAACAAAACAACUACUGACCAGUGGCAGAAAGGAGGAAAAACUAUUGACUGGCAAUGGCACAAAGAGAAAUUAAGAAAUGGAGAUAGGUCAAGUCUUGAGAAAAGAGUCAAUAUGUACAGUAUCUGUGCACGUUCCUCCUAUGGCAGGAUCUGUGCAUCCUACUUGAUUGAUGGCAGAAACAUUACCUCUAAGGAAAACAUGUUACUUUUGCAUCUUCUUCGUUUAAAUUCCAUUUCAUGCUUGGGAAUAUUUUGGUUUACAAGGACCAUAAGGGAUUGUGCGACAUUGUGGAAGAAAGCAAACAAAAUCAGUUGACUGAAACAUAUACAUCAAUUGGUGACAAGGUUAUCCAUUGAAUCUACUUCUUCUACUCGCGUGUCAUUGACGCUCAGCAUUGAUAGACAAGAAGAGAUUGGGAGUUUUGUAGACGCCAUUUUUUUGUUCUUUCUUUAUCAUUUCUUUCAGCCAGUCUGCUUUGUCCUUCGAUGUAUAUACAGUAUGUGUCAAACAUGAAAA